Messenger RNA from Myripristis murdjan (pinecone soldierfish), 1780 nucleotides. RefSeq names its product SIN3-HDAC complex associated factor, like (gene sinhcafl). The coding region runs from base 173 to 853 and encodes 226 amino acids. Lineage: Eukaryota; Metazoa; Chordata; Actinopteri; Holocentriformes; Holocentridae. Gene Ontology annotation, cellular component: Sin3-type complex. The record is from RefSeq and is a predicted model, not a curated record. Gene Ontology annotation, biological process: negative regulation of cell migration. The transcript is spliced from 6 exons.
CGGCUGCUGUCCUUAUAUGGUCUUUUUACGCUCAACUGUUUCAUUCCGUCUUUUUAUGCAAAUGAUAUUCUAAUGGUCAGCUGUAUGCAGUAGUAAGGCAUGCGCAGUGCGCGAAACGAAAACGGCGAAGAUUCAAAGUUUUUGUUCAGGUUUUAACAAAAGAACACAGAAUAUGUUUGGCUUUCACAAGUCAAAGAUCUACAGAAGUAACGACGGCUGUUGCAUCUGCAAGACCAAGUCCUCCAGCUCCCGCUUCACAGACAGCAGCAGAUAUGAAGAAACUUUCAGGCUGUGCUUUGGGCUGUCGGAAGAUCGAGUUGGAGACAUCUGCAAUGCCUGUGUGUUGUUGGUGAAACGAUGGAAAAAGCUGCCAAAUGGCUCCAAGAAGAACUGGAACCAUGUUGUGGAUGCCAGAGCAGGACCAGGCUUCAAGUUGACAAAACCGAAGAAGAUCAAGAACAGUGAUGGCAAGAAGAAAAGCAAGCUGAAGAAGCUUCAUAAGUUUAAAAGACAAACAGACUCGGAUGCUCACAGCACUACCUCCAGUAUGUCUCCAUCCCAGUCUCCCAGUUACAGCAACCAGUCGGAUGACGGCUCAGACAUCGAGUCCAAACAAAGACGCACAGCCCCCUCCGUCUUCUCCUUCCUUGACCGCUCCUACUGGAAAAGGCAAAAGGUGUGCUGUGGGAUUAUCUAUAAGGGACGGUUUGGGGAGGUGAUCAUUGACCCUCGACUUUUCAAGCCCUGCUGCAGCUCCAAGAAACAGAAGACACUGGUAUCCACACAAGUGGCUACACACCAUACCGACACACUUCCACCGCCACUCCCAGAAGACCUGAAAGAAACCUGGUGAUUGUCUUUUGAAAACUCCCCUUAGAGUUAUCCAUGGCAUCCACCUGGAUUUGUCUCCAGUGGCAGACUUCUCAUAUCCAUUCCCCCUGUAGAUCAGUGUAUUUAGAUGAGUCCACCCCCACACCCCCUUGCUUACUAUUCCUUUUUAUAUAGGUAUAUUUUUUCAAUUUUGUAUAGAAUUGUUUUUGUUUGUUUUUAUUUUUAUUUUUUUUUUACACAAAACAAAAGAAAAAAAAAAAUAAAAUGGGCAUUAGUGUAUUAUUUAUAGGAGGAGGAGGCAAAAUUCUGUGUAGCCACUCCAGGCCACAUAGAAUUUCUGAUUAUGAAUUGUUUUUGACUUUGAAACUUUUUUUGUAUUAAUUGAUCAGCGUUUUGUACAUAUUCCUUACUUUUUUCAUACAUAUCAAGACUGUUAUUUUUUUCUUAAUUUUCUUAUGUUUGUGCUUUUGAAAGACACCAGCUAUUACUGAUACCAGCUUGUUUAUGUUGGAGAUGCUCUUCGACAUGUUGCUGCAAUGUUUUGUCUUGCCUGUGUGCUCCUUAAAUGUGCAAGCACGUGAAUCUGUAGGAUGUUAGUACAUAAAGGGCUAUUGGUGACAACAGGGAUCAUUUGUACAUCUGUCCUAUGAAUUUUAUGAGCUUUUUAAAUGUGUGUGUGUGUGUAUAGAUGUGCAUGCAUAGUCUCUCCCACUCUCUUCACAAUUCAACACAGACAAAACAGUACUGUAACCUCUGAACACUCCGUUUUAAUUCACUCAGCUGAUUGUGCUCCUCAACACUGAUAGACGUGGUUAGGCCAUGCAUGCAGUACUUCCCUCUACCUUUUGAAAUAACAAAGCAAUUAUUUAUUUGUCAUUGUACAGGCUUCCAUGAAAUGAAAAUGCAUGUUGUAAAGCAGAUGUUUUAAAAUGGGAUUUGUAAAUACACA